Messenger RNA from Porites lobata, 438 nucleotides. NCBI's taxonomy places the organism in Eukaryota, Metazoa, Cnidaria, Anthozoa, Scleractinia, Poritidae. The record is from the annotation of a GenBank genome assembly.
GACUCUGUUGUUAUUACUGCCUUGAUCGAAGUUCUAAUUUCUUUGAAUACCCACGAUUUAACUGUUGCACAACAAAGAAUAUUAAAAGAGGAAUUAGAACGGUCGGUUCAUAAGUAUCGAAGACACCAAGAUCUUUCGUCGUUGCCAGUUGAUAGUAGUGUAGCCCGCCUUACUGAGUAUAUCGAAAAGGCUUAUGAAGUGGCCGUAAUGAUGGUAAAAUCAGGAUCUUUGAUAAUAACUGUGCAGUGCCUCACUCUGGAGAGUCUUGAAAGUCUGUGGAAUGAUUACUGUUCUGGUUACCUUAAUGACAUCGUUGAAAGGUUCCUAGUGACUGAUGAACUCAAGAGAAAGCUCGGGAUGGACAAUGUCAGGUUGAAGACAACUAUAGAAGAAGAAAACUACUUGAUUUGUAAGAAAUCUUUCUUUGAAAACUCAGGU